Molecule: messenger RNA, 1732 nt
Organism: Funneliformis caledonium
Lineage: Eukaryota; Fungi; Glomeromycota; Glomeromycetes; Glomerales; Glomeraceae
Source: the annotation of a GenBank genome assembly
CAAAGAGAAGACACUGUUACUAUUUGUAAUCAGAGAUCAUGUGGGAACAACACCAUUGGAAAAUUUGUCUAAUACAUUAACUGAAGAUCUUAAAAAAAUUUGGGAUAGUGUUUCUAAACCUGAAGGUUUGGAAAGUUGUACCAUCACGGAUUAUUUCGAUUUCAUGUUUGCAGCAUUACCGCAUAAACUGCUCUUACCGGCCAAAUUCGAGGAAGACGUAAUCAAAUUGCGAGAAAGGUUUGCUAAUCCAAAUCAUAAGGAGUUUGUUUUCAAGCCGAAUUAUAGUAAACGAGUACCUGCCGACGGAUUUCAUGUUUAUGCGGGAGGAAUUUGGGACCAAAUUAUGUCCAAUAAGGAUCUUGAUUUGCCAACACAACAAGAACUUCUUGCACAAUACCGCUGUGACGAAAUAGCAACGGUUGCUUUUGAUGCAUUUUUAGGGAAAAUAAAAGGAUUUCGGCAACCUAUCGAAGCUGGCAAAAUCAUAGAAGAUCUAGGUCCACAAAUGGAGGAGAUUCGAAAUGCGACAAUAAAACAAUUUGAUAAAGAGGCAUCUCGUUAUCUUUCGGAAGUAUACAAACGUAAACGUCAAGAAAUACUUAACAAAACAAAUUCACAAUUACAUGUAUUUUACUUGGGUCAAUUGAAAAACCUUACCAAGAAAGCUAUUAAUACAUUCAAUGCUCGUAUCCAGGAAAAAUUAAAAGGGGAAGGGUAUGAUUUUGCUGAGGUGGUAUCCAAUGCUCGCAAAGAUAUUGAAACCUUUUUCAAAAAUAACGCUGAAGAAUUUAAUCAAUUAUCUGAUUCUAUCAAUGAAAUUGCUGCUAAAUCAAGAACCGAAGAAACAAAAAAGAUGAUUAAGAAUUUGGAGAAAACAGUUCAGACACAAAUCAACGAGUUCGUUUCUUUAUAUUUUAAAACACCUACCACAGAUAUGUGGGGGAAGAUUAUUGGGAAAUUCCAAGAAGUUUUACAAAAGACUGAACAACAACUUCUUAAGAAAGCUAAGAGUUUUAAUUCAUCCGAAGAAGAGAACACUAAAUCUCUCGAAAAUCUUCGAAAAAGAUCUUGGCAACAGUUACGAAAAAAAAUAGAUGAUGAACUCGCUGAUAAUAUGUUUUUGCUUAAAUUACGUGAGAGAUUUGAAGAAAAGUUCAGAUAUGAUGAAGAAGGAUUACCAAAAGUUUGGAAGCCUGAUGAUGACAUCGAUGCACAUUUCAGAAAGGCUAGAGAAGAUGCACUUAAACUAAUACCAUUGUUUGCCAAAGUUCAAAUUCCUGAUGGUAUAGACUUAGAUAUUCCUUCGGAUGAUGACUUUAUUUUCGAGGAAUCAUUAGUCAUCCUUUCUGAAACAAAACAACAUGAUUUAAAUGUUCGUUUCAAACGUGAAUCUGAUGCCUUUUACCUGGAAGCUAAACGAUCCGUUGUACAGACCACGGCUCGUGUGCCGUAUUGGGUAUUGCUUUUGCUCGUUUUGCUUGGUUGGAACGAAUUCGUGGUAAUCCUCACAUCACCAACGUAUCUUAUACUCGUUAGCUUUUUUGGAUUCAUUGGUUUUAUAAUCUAUUCAUUAAAUCUAUUUGGACCUGUCGAAACCUUCGUUCAAAUGAUUGCCUCAGAGAUUAUUAAAGUCGGAAAAGAUAAAGUUUAUAGUACUUUGCAGCAAGGGCACCCAGCAACUGCCGAUAAGUAUUUAGAUUCCGAAACAUCAGUUUCUAAAAAAGAACAAUAA